Haemonchus placei is the source of this 723-nucleotide messenger RNA. NCBI's taxonomy places the organism in Eukaryota, Metazoa, Nematoda, Chromadorea, Rhabditida, Trichostrongylidae. The record is from the annotation of a GenBank genome assembly.
AGAGCUGAUUUACCAACCCACUUGACUGAUGACAGUGAUAGUGACAACCCAAUUGAAUACAGAGAUGAUGAUGAUACUCAUUAUCGAAGUGCUCCCAGUACGUCACGAUUCGAUGAGGAUGAUGAGGAUGUUCCUGUUGGAGGUCUCGCAGCAAAAGUCUUCCGUAAAGAUACGUUAGCCCUGCGACUUGAUGCGCCACCAUGUAAGGACGAUAUAAGCGGCCAAACGGCAGACGAUCGUCGAACUCUGAUGCACAAUGCCUCGAUUAAACUUGCACGUAAGUUGAGUGAACGUCCUACUGUUGAAGAGCUUGAAGAUCGAAAUAUCCUAAAAACAGCUGCUGUGCGAUCAAUGGAGGAGAAGAGGAAGCUUCUAUUGAGAAAGCUGAGUUUCCGUCCAACGAUUGCACAGUUGAAGGAGCAGCAGAUCAUACAGUUUAAUGAUUAUGUUGAAGUUACGCAGGCGCAAGUUUACGAUAGGAAAGCUGACAAGCCCUGGACGAGAUUAACGUCCACGGAUAAGGCNCUCAUUCGCAAAGAGCUCAAUGAUUUCAAGGCCACUGAAAUGGAUGUGCAUGAAGAGAGCCGGAUUUUCACUAGGUAUCAAAAAAGCGUUUUGUUCCGUUUUGCGCUUGUCUGCGGUCGCGUCGUGAUACUAUUGGGAUGGUCCAUGAUUUGCCAGCUUUUUCAAUACCGCAUAUCUCAAACCAGGGCCGAUAGUUGA